Messenger RNA from Aspergillus luchuensis, 726 nucleotides. Its product is annotated as cytochrome b561 domain-containing protein. The transcript has 4 exons. NCBI's taxonomy places the organism in Eukaryota, Fungi, Ascomycota, Eurotiomycetes, Eurotiales, Aspergillaceae. The record is from RefSeq and is a predicted model, not a curated record. Bases 1 to 726 code for a protein of 241 amino acids. Gene Ontology annotation, molecular function: transmembrane monodehydroascorbate reductase activity.
AUGGCUUCCGCUACGGGCAUUCCCCAAGAACAUCCCGACACUAUUCAAGAGCAGGAAGAUGCGCCCCUGCUGCAUACCCCGGGAAAUGUUCCCCAGGAGAAAAGCGCUGCUAUCUAUCAAAACCUCUUUACGGGAACAGCCAGUGCAGCUCAAGUUGGCAUCUGGAUGCUGGCCAUCCUCGUCUGGACGGGAAUCUUAUCUCAUCCCUUGAUAUUCUUUUCCGCUCAUCCCCUCCUCAACUCCGCUGCCCUCCUGCUUCAAGUCCAAGCCACUCUCAUCCUUCAACCCACCACCACCCCUCACCAAAAACGCCUCGGAACCAUCAUCCAUUACAUCAUCCAAACCCUCAGUCUCCUCGGCUUCAUUACCGCUUUCAUCAUCAUCGAGAUCAACAAGGGCGAUCAUGCUCACUUUACCUCCCCGCACGGUAUUCUCGGUCUCAUCACCUACAUCUUCAUCAUCCUGCAGGUCCUGGUAGGUGUCGUGCAAUAUUUCGUCCCCGUCCAGGUCCUGGGCAGUGUGGAGAAGGGCAAGAGCAUCUACAAGUACCAUCGCAAGUCAGGGUAUGUGCUGCUGCUCUUGGAACUGGCGACUGUCUCGGCGGCGACUCAGACUACUUACAAUCUGAACGUGCUGAGUAUCCCGCUGUGGGGAGUACUGGUGGCCUCGGUGUUGGUUGUCUUGGGAUUGGGAGCGAGGAUCAAAAAGCAUAAGUUGGGGUUGUAA